Molecule: messenger RNA, 2476 nt
Organism: Moneuplotes crassus
Lineage: Eukaryota; Ciliophora; Spirotrichea; Euplotida; Euplotidae
Source: the annotation of a GenBank genome assembly
UUAUACCAACAUCUCUUUGGAUACAAGAUUCUGUUUCUUUUCAAGCUUAAAUUUCACCAUCAAUAGCCUCGAAGGCUAUCUUUUUAAUAAGCUAUUUCUUGUAUUUGCUUCUUUAGGUUUUCAAUUUCUUGAAGUAGUUUGGCUUUCUAUAUAUCUUUCCUGUAUUUCCUCUAUUGGUUCAGAAUAGAGAGAAGUAAUAUUCUUUUGAUGAUCUUUCUUCAUUUAUCAAGCGUCCUUUUUAAGUUUUCAUUCAUCUUUUUGUACAUUUUCACAUUAUUUAAAUCAUCGUGACAAAUUCUUUUUGUUUUCUUUAAUAAAUUUGUGUUUAGAAAUACCAAGCUCUCUUUUAUGUGGUUCAAUAAGUGCCCGCUUUUUUCAAAUUCUUACUUCAAGGUUUUAAUUUGAUUUUCAGAGUCUAAUUUUAUCAUAGAGAAUUCUCAAAAAAAUUCUUCCUUAAUUUUUCUGAUUCUUUCCCAUACUCUUUAAUACACUUCGCAAUUUUAUCGAUAAGAUCAAUCGAGGACGGACAGUUUAGUGUUCAACUCAUUUUUGUUUCAAGUGGCGUUAUCUUUUCUUUGUAUUCCUGUUAAAGUUUUGCUCUAAAUCUGCCUUCUUGCUGAUGGACAUUCUCAAAUACUCUUUCGUAUUUUUGUUAGUUCUUUUACUUCUUAACCUUAUGCAUAAUUCAGUGUUUGAGUGGUUUGUCUGAGUUUUUGAGAGAAUUCAUUUGAGCUCUUAGUUCUCAAUUAUCAGUUUAACUCCUAAACAUGUCCUAACAGCAGUUUACAGUUGGUCUAUUUCUUCUAAUAUAGAUUUAUCUUUCUAUCAGAUUCUUGAAUUUGAGUCCUUAGAUUAUCAACUUCUCUCUGUGUACAGGAGAUUUGGUGGUCUUUGAUACUAAUUUCGUUAUUUAAGGUUGGAAUUUCUGACUCCUUAGACUGGAUAAUUUCUUUCAGAUUUUGAAUUGCAGGCUUAAAUUAUUUCUGUCUUUUAGCAAGAUUUCUACUAAUAGAUUCUUUCUGUUUUCUUAAUUCAUCUUCUAAAACUCAUAUAUUUGCUUUAUAUUGAACAGCAAGUUCUCUGAAUAGGCUGUAGCAUUUCCAAUGAGUAGUGGAAUUUUGUUUCAUAUUCUUUGGUUUUUUAAUUUUUCUAUUUUAUGAUUCUCAUCCUUUGUCAGUACUCUGUCGAGGAAGGCUUUGCUUAAGUAGUUCUAUUUCUUUUUUAUAGCAAUCCCUUAUUUUCUUAAUUUAUUUUUGCAGCUUUUUUUAAUUUUUCUGAUGAGAGUUGAAAGUAGCUUUACUUGAGUUUCCAAUUUCAUUAUUUUAUCUUUUAGUUUAGCUUUGGUCUUUGUUGAUUUUUGUUCUUGCUUUUCAGUAUUUUGCAGACUUUAACCAAACUGAAAGGUUAGUUUACUCAUUUGCUUCUCAAGUGAAGCAAUUGUUUUAUUAUUAGUAUCUUUCUCAACUUAUAAUGAAGAGUAAUUGAAAUCUAUGUUUCUUCUAAGUUAUUCAGCUUUUCACUAAAUUCUCUUAGUUUGUGCUCUAGGACUUCAGUCUCACUUUUAAGCUAUUUUUAAGAUCUCUGAUCUUUAUGUUUCUAUCAGAAAUAAUUUCCUUGGCAUUCUGUAAUUCUUCAAAGAUCUCUCUAUAUUUAGCUUCUUGGCCUUUUCGAUCUAACUUUAAUGACUGCCUAGUAUCUUCUAAAUUGCUUAUCCUAAACUCUAAGGUUUGAUAUUUCCCAUUUUUAUUGGCAAGAAUAGAGUUAAGAUAUCUUAUUUGAUAUUCUAGAUUCAUUAUUAAUUGUGUAGACUUGGUUCAGUUUCUUUUUCUUAAUUUCUUUUAGAGUCACAUUUGUGUUGGCUUUAUACUUUACCAUUUGGUUUUGAAAUUUGUUCUGUUAUUCUUUUCUCAUUCAGUUUUCAAGUUAUUUUAGUCUAUGUUAUUAUUCAGCAAUAUUUUUGAUGGUCUCUUUAAUAAAUUCUCUUGAUCUAACUUUUCUGUGAACAGUUGGUUAUAUUUCUGGCUGCUUUCUCUUACAUGCCCAUUCAUAUCUUUAACAUGUUUGAUAUUUUGCUCUUUGAGGGCUUAUAAGAAUUUUAGACACUUAAGAGUUCCUUUUGAGGUCUUUGAAUCUGAGCUCGAAGUUUGAUUUAGCCUUGAUGAUUUUUGACUUAAACCCUCAAUUUUGACCUUAUAAAUCAGAUCGGGUUAAUUUCUCAUUGUUUAUACCUUUCUGUUUAUUCUCUAUGAACUUUAGUUAGGAUUGAAUUUCUCCCUUUUAGGUUCAUUGAACUUUUCCUUUGAAUCCGUUGUAUUUUUCAAUGCAACCUUGUGUUUCUUAUGAUUCCGUUCGUAUCCUUUAGAAUAUUGUUUAUUUCUUUAUCAUGAGUUUUGGCAAAAGCUUGAUUAGAGCUCUUAUUUACUUCAUUUCUAAUAUGUACUCCAUAGAUGACUUUGGUGAGCUGGGCUAUUUUCUU